AUGGCUUCCCACCCGUCGUCGCCGCCGCCGGAACACCGCACACCACCCGCUCCCAUCACCAUAAGUGACCUCGGCGACGACCAGCUCCGAGAGAUCUUCCUCCGCCUCCCGGACGUCCCCAGCCUCGCCUCUGCCGCCUUCACCUGCCGCGGCUUCCUCGGCGCCGUCCGUUCGUCCCGCGCCUUCCGCCGCCGCUUCCGCGCGCUCCACGCACCCCCGCUCCUCCCUCGCUUCCCCGCACACAUGGUUGCUCCGUUCCACGCCUCACGGCACCCCUCCGCUGGAUUCACCCCCCUCCAAGACGACGACACUUCCGACUGGCGGGUCGAUCUCUACGAUCCUUCGGUUCUCUACAACUACAAUGGCGGCUGCAUCGCCAUCAAGCACCGGAGCGCCAAGCACAGAGUUUGGUACAACCCUCAAACGAUGGCCUUGCUUCUCCGCCCCAAGGAUCAUCAUGACAUGCCCGACGGCACCACCCUUGGGUUCCACACAUUCUGCUCCGAAGAUGAUCAGAUGCCAUCCCGUGUGGUAUGUGUCCGCCACGACUACUCACGGCCUUGCGCACGCGUCGCUGUCUUCUCAUCAGACACGAUGGAGUGGCAGAUCUUCCCGGAGACUGCGACGCCGCUGCCUCAUGGCCUCAGGAGCACAGCUUGCACCGUGCUGGAUGGGUUUAUCUGUUGGCAAUGCGGGUCCAUGAGCGAGGUACAUGUCAGCGAGUACAUUUUCGUGCUCAAAACAGAUACAUUUCAGUUCUCUCAAAUGAAUUUACCGCCGCCCUUGAGAGUGGCACACCAAAAUUUUAAGAUUGGACAGACAACUGACGGCAAGCUCUGUAUCGUAAAUGAGAAGGAAUGCAUGUUUAGUAUGUGGAUCUUGACAGCUGGCGAUGACGGCAUCGAGAAAUUUGUGCUGCACAAGAUGUUCCCAUUGCACGCUAGCUUUAUGGAGAUAACCAGCUGUUCAGUGGAAGAUACAAUCUCAGUGCAGCUUCUGAUGGUUUUCAAUGGUUUUGUGUACUUUGUACUUCGCCCAUGGAAGAAUUACGUGGAUCAGUGCAGAUCCCCUGAGUGGUUUCUGUCCUUGUCUCUGGAAACAGCGGAGCUGAAGCAACAUCUGAAGAAUGGAAAGCGACUUGGCUUCCCCGUCCAUCCCUACUCGGCCUGGCCUCCUAUUCUGCAAUACAUCUCGGAGGAUUCAAAAUCUGAGGUUACUGUAAACGGUGUUGAAGAUGUUGGUUCUGAGAGCACAGAAAAGGAUUCAUCUAUCCUUAUAAAAGCAUUACGAUCAUAUAAAGAAGGUUUGAUUAAGGAUGGUGACGCAAAUGUUGCAGAGAUAGAGGCCUUCUCGCUUUGUAUUGACGUUGAGGAUGAGAAGAACUCUCUUGUGAGGAAAAUCGUUGCUUUAGAUGAACUGUUAUUAACUGUGAGAGAUCGUGUCUUGAGGGCGGCUGCAGACUCUGAAUUCGCAGACUCUGAAUUCUGCAGACAGAAGAUCAAAACAGAGAGCUGGUGGCAAAUGUGCAAGGUGAAGUUAUGGAGAGCUUUCUGCGCUAAAUAA
Messenger RNA from Aegilops tauschii subsp. strangulata, 1563 nucleotides. RefSeq lists its product as uncharacterized. The record is from RefSeq and is a predicted model, not a curated record. Gene Ontology annotation, molecular function: protein binding. Lineage: Eukaryota; Viridiplantae; Streptophyta; Magnoliopsida; Poales; Poaceae.